AUUGAGAGCUUUAAAAGGAUAACGACGAGGAUGCUCUUAAGUUCGCUAUCCUUCUAUGUGUUGCUUAAAAGUAUCAGUAAGAAGAUGAACUUUUCGAAGAAGUAUUACAGAAUUCAUGGUAUGCCACUUGCUAUGCAAGUGUGGCUUUAUGAGUGAGUUCCGGUGGUGAUUUAAAGAUUUCCCAAAAGCAAGGCAGCCGCAUACCCCGAUUGCUCAACUGGACGACUUUAGAAGCGCAUCCUCGAUAUAAGCCAUUAAUGAGAGGAAUAUUCAGGGACCUUAACAAUCAGUUGAAUUUCAAGAAUAUAACUCCUUCUCCAAGAGAGGUUGUAGUACUCCAGUUGCCGCCGGAGGGUAUUGAAAAACAAAUGGAAGAUAAGAUACCAGAUUCAUCUGAUUCUAAUUCCUCACCAAAAUCUGAUAAAAAUUUAGAUGACAACUUUCAGGAUGUACCGCCACCAACAGCAAAGGAUAAAGGAAAAUUCAAAGUUGGUUCUUCAUUGUCACCGGCUAAAAAGAGGAUGAAGCAGCAUUCGUCUUAUGUUGAAGAACAACCUGUUCAUAAGACUGGGUAUGUCCUUCCGUAAACACUCAGGGAAAAAGAUUCAACCAUCAAAGAGUGUGCACAAGCAACCAGAAGUGGCUGGAAAGAAGACUGUCACUCAUAUUUCUGUUCCAAAAAGACCACCAUCUGUCAAAAUCGAUACUCCAAAACAAAGUGAAU
This is a messenger RNA of Solanum dulcamara, 724 nucleotides long. RefSeq lists its product as uncharacterized. Lineage: Eukaryota; Viridiplantae; Streptophyta; Magnoliopsida; Solanales; Solanaceae. The transcript has 2 exons. The record is from RefSeq and is a predicted model, not a curated record. Bases 258 to 587 code for a protein of 109 amino acids.